Molecule: messenger RNA, 7117 nt
Organism: Nanorana parkeri
Lineage: Eukaryota; Metazoa; Chordata; Amphibia; Anura; Dicroglossidae
Gene: AGRN
Product: agrin
Exons: 38
Coding region: 90-6308 (2072 amino acids)
Biological process (GO): receptor clustering; G protein-coupled acetylcholine receptor signaling pathway
Cellular component (GO): membrane
Molecular function (GO): calcium ion binding; laminin binding
Source: RefSeq, a predicted model, not a curated record
CUCGCUGGAUAAGGUUCUCUUCGCUGUAGCCGCGACAGAGCCAGGGGAAAGCCCUCAUCUCCGUCCUAUCCUCUACCCUUCUCCUGGACAUGGGCACAAGGUGGAGGAGCAUGCCUCUGUGGACUCUAGCGGUGCUGGUGGCCGUGUGCCUGGGGAUGAGCCGGGGACUUUGUCCCGAGAGAGAGCUGGAGAAGCGGGAGGAGGAGGCGAACAUCGUGCUGACCGGGACGGUGGAGGAGAUCCUCAAUGUGGACCCGGUACAGCACACCUACUCGUGCAAGAUUCGGGUUUGGCGAUAUUUAAAAGGACGUGACAUCGUGACAAAUGAGAUACUGCUGGAUGGAGGCAACAAGGUGAUGGUUGGAGGUUUUGGAGAUCCCAGCAUCUGCGAUAACCAAGUGGCUACAGGCGAUACACGGAUAUUCUUUGUAAAUCCCGCCCCCCGCCACAUGUGGCCCUCCCAUCGCAAUGAGCUCAUGUUAAACUCUAGCCUGAUGAGGAUAACCCUGCGAAAUCUAGAAGAGGUGGAGUCUUGUGUUGAAGAUAAACCAGGAAGCCAUUUUCCAAGUCCUCAGCCUACCUUACAGGAUGCAUGCCGAGGAAUGCUGUGUGGCUUUGGCGCUGCUUGUGAGAAGAGCAGCACAGACCCAUCUCAAGCAACCUGUGUUUGCAAGAAAACUGCCUGCCCAUCUGUGGUGGCACCAGUCUGCGGAUCCGACUACUCCACCUACAGUAAUGAGUGUGAACUUGAACGUGCCCAGUGUAACCAGCAGCGGAGAAUUAAAGUAAUCAGUAAAGGGCCUUGUGGUUCCCGAGAUCCUUGCUCAUCUGUGUCCUGCAGUUAUGGAAGCACCUGUGUGCGCUCAACAGAUGGACAAACUGCAAAAUGUGUCUGCCCAACCACCUGUGCUGGAAUACCCGAGAAUAUUGUGUGUGGUAGUGAUGGCAAAGAUUAUCGAAAUGAAUGCGCCCUCAACAAGCAAGCCUGCGAUAAUCAGGAGAACCUCUACAAAAAAUUUGAGGGCCCAUGCGACCCGUGCAAGGGAGCCCUAAAUGAUUUGAACAGAGUAUGCAGAGUGAACCCACGCACUCGGAAGUUGGACAUGCUUUCCCGACCUGAGAAUUGCCCAUCCCGCAGGGAACCAGUAUGUGCUGACGAUGGGGUGACCUAUGAUAACGAGUGUGUAAUGACCAGGACUGGAGCCAUGAAAGGGAUAGAACUGGUGAAGGUGCGCUCAGGGCAGUGCCAGGCUCAGGACAAAUGCAAGGAUGAAUGUAAGCACAAUGCUGUGUGCCUUAACCGUCGAGGGAUCACCCGCUGUUCUUGUGACCGCAUCACUUGUGACGGCGCCUACAAGCCUGUCUGCGCCCGGGACAGCCGAACAUAUGCCAACGACUGUGAGAGGCAAAGAGCUGAGUGCAUCCAGAAAACAGCUAUCCCAAUGAAACACAAGGGUCCAUGCGAUCUUCAUGCUCCCAGCCCCUGCCUGAACGUGUUGUGCAGCUUUGCAGCAGCCUGCGUGGUGAAAAACAAAAUGCCUGUAUGCGAAUGCCAGCAAGUGUGCCAGAGCAUCUACGACCCCGUCUGUGGCAGUGACUCGCGCACAUAUGGCAAUCCUUGCGAGUUGGAGGCCACUGCUUGUGCACUGAAAAAGCAGAUCACAAUUAAGCACAAGGGGCCCUGCGAUCGCUGCCGGAAGUGUCAGUUUGGAGCCAUUUGCGAAGCAGAGACUGGCCGCUGCGUGUGCCCAACAGAAUGUGUACCCUCGGCUCAACCUGUGUGCGGGACUGACGGCAAUACUUAUGGAAGUGAAUGUGAGCUCAAUGUGCGGACCUGCACUCAACAAGUUAACCUACAGGUGGCAGCGCAAGGAGACUGCAAAACCUGUGGAAACACCAUCUGCGGCUUUGGUGCCAAGUGCGUAAACAACAAGUGCGUGUGUCAGCCUUGUGAGCGCCAGCCUUACCUACCAGUGUGUGGUAGUGAUGGAGUCACUUAUGACAACCAGUGUGAGCUGCAAGCUGCAUCCUGCAAGCAGAAGAAGAAAAUAGAUGUGGCUCGGGCAGGGUCCUGUGAAGACGCUGAAUGUGGUUCGGCUAUGGCUGGGUCUGGGUCUGGAGAAGACAGUGAGUGUGAACAAGAUCGUUGUAGACGCUACGGAGGCUCAUGGGAUGAGGAUGCAGAGGAUGAUCGCUGUGUCUGCGAUUUCACCUGCCAUGCUGUGCUGAGGAAUCCGGUGUGUGGUUCUGAUGGUACUACCUAUUCCAAUGAGUGUGAACUUAAGAAAACUCGCUGUGAGAGACGCCAAGACCUCUUCGUGGCAGCGCAAGGUCCCUGCCGAGGACCAUUAUUCUCUCCUCCUGUGGUCCCACAUUGCAGUCAUGCGGUGUAUGGAUGUUGUCCCGACAAUGUCACUGCUGCCCUUGGCGUGGGUCUGGCUGGAUGCCCAAGCAGCUGCCAAUGUAACCAACAUGGCUCCUACGGGGGUUCUUGCGAUCCCACCACUGGCCAGUGUUCUUGUAAACCUGGAGUAGGGGGAUUGAAGUGUGACCGAUGUGAGCCUGGUUUUUGGAACUUCCGGGGUAUCGUAACUGACAAGAAGAGCGGCUGUACCCCAUGCAAUUGUGAUCCAGUUGGAGCUGUGCGUGAUGACUGUGAGCAGAUGACAGGCCUUUGCUCCUGUAAGACGGGUAUUUCUGGUUUGAAAUGCAGCCAGUGCCCGGAUGGACAAAAGCCUGGCUUGAACGGCUGUGAGCAGGAUCCAUCAGCUCCCAAAUCCUGUAAUGAUAUCCAGUGCCAGUUUGGGGCAACAUGUGUGGUGGUUGGAGGCAUUGCCCAUUGCGAGUGCCCAUCACCUCUGUGUGCAGAAUCUAACCUUACCAAGGUUUGUGGCUCUGAUGGAGUGACCUAUGGAGACUGGUGUCAGCUGAAAACCAUUGCUUGCAGGCAGGGUCGUACCAUCACUGUGAAGCACACUGGGCCCUGUCAAGAAACAAUCACGAUAGCUAAUCUUCAGACACUGCCUCCUACUGGAACCCCUGGCCCACCGAUCGGACGAUCACUCCCUACACCAAUAAACCCAAAGACUCAAACUCCCAAAAAAAAACCUGAUUCUUUCCCAUUAGUUAUGGAGACUGAAAGGACCCGACAGCGUUACACAAGCACUGCCGUGCCAGUUACUCAGACAUAUGCAGUCCGCACAUCAACAGCAAGGCCAGGUGUUACCGUUCCUACUAUGAGGCCUGCUACAACGCGGAUAUAUGAUGAAUCAGGAAGUGGCAGCGGUGAUGACGAUCUAGAAGCAAGUGGAGAUCAGGAAUUAAGUGGAACAGAACCAGGAACGGAUAGGUUUGAUGGAGGAGAUGAACAGCAGAAAGAAUAUGAGGAGACACUAGACUUUGAAGCCACACCUGUUAUGGAAAGAGCCAGCUGCUACAACACGCCUCUAGGAUGUUGCUCAGAUGGAAAGACCCCAGCCAGCGAUACUGAAGGCACAAACUGUCCAAGAACAAAAACGUUUGAAGGUGUCCUGAUCAUAGAGGAGCUGGAGGGUCAGGAGGUGUUUUAUACCCAAGAGAUGUCAGACUACAAGUCAGAGCUGUUUGGUGAGACAGCAAGAAGCAUUGAGAAUGCGCUGGAUAAUCUUCUCCGAAAUUCCGAUGUGAAGAGGGACUUCAGAAGCGUCCGUGUACGGGACUUGGGUCCUAGCAACUCCAUCAGAGCCAUAGUGGAAACGCAUUUCGAUCCAGCUUCCAGCCUGACUGCUAUUGAUGUGCAGAAAGCGUUGCUGGCAAGGCUCAAGAGCACCAAGAAGAAGGCAAUCACUAUAAAGACGCCAAUCCAGGACAACGUGAAGUUCUUGGACUUUGGUGAGAUCCCUGACUGGGUGCCUGUUAUGGUUACAACCACUACAACAACUGCAGCAACUACUAGUACCAUGGCAACUACCAGCACUGUAGCAGCCACUAUGCCCGUAUUUGCUACAACUACCAUGGCCACUACCCCACCUCCCAAGAGGACAACAGCUGUGCGACUUGUCCAGCACCCUGUUACCACAGUGAGGAUGACUACAAAACGACCAAUGACUACUACAAAGAGGCCAAUGACCACUACCGCUACUCUACCAAGGAGGAAACCAGCUCGUGUACCCACACCAGCCAGGAAGCCUCCAAGACCCUGUGACUCACAUCCAUGCAUGCAUGGUGGCACCUGUGAAGAUGAUGGCAAAGAGUUUACCUGCAGCUGUCCAGCUGGAAAGGGAGGAGCUGUCUGCGAGAAAGACAUUAAGUAUUUCAUCCCAGGAUUUGGGGGUAAGUCUUAUCUGGCAUUCAAGAUGAUGAAGGCAUAUCACACAGUACGCAUUGCCAUGGAGUUCCGCUCCUCUGAGCAAAACGGUCUUCUGUUGUACAAUGGCCAGAUCCGAGGAAAGGAUUUCAUCUCGCUAGCAGUGGUGAACGGCUUUGUGGAGCUUAAGUUUAACACUGGAUCUGGAACUGGAAUAAUCACCAGUAAAGUGCCGGUGGAGCCUGGCCGGUGGCACCAGCUUGUGGUAAUUAGGAACAGGCGCAGUGGUAUGUUGUCUGUGGAUGGAGAAACACACGUGAAUGGAGAAAGUCCACCAGGUACCGACGGCCUGAACUUAGACACUGACUUGUUCAUUGGAGGAGCUCCAGAAGACCAGAUGUCUGUGGUGACAGAACGGACCUCUGUGGCUGUGGGCCUGAAGGGUUGUAUUCGUCUGCUAGAUGUGAACAAUCAAGUGUACAACUUGCAGGAAGAAGGAGAAGAUGUCUUAUAUGGCAGUGGUGUGGGAGAGUGUGGAAACAACCCAUGCCAACCCAACCCUUGUCAUAAUGGAGCUGUGUGUCAAGUGAAAGAGUCAGAAAUGUUCCAUUGCCAGUGUCUCAAUGGCUACACAGGACCUACCUGUGCAGAUGAACGUAACCCUUGUGACCCCAACCCCUGCCAUGUUUCUGCAACAUGUUUAGUGCUACCCGAGGGUGGAGCCAAGUGCGAGUGCCCAAUGGGCAGAGAGGGGGAGUUCUGUGAAAAGGUCAUCGACCCGGAUUUUAAUCUGCCUUUCUUGCCCCUUUUCAACGGCUACUCUUUCCUGGAGCUGAAAGGUCUUCAGACAUUUGCCACAGACAUAACUGACAAGCUGACCGUGGAGGUGGUGUUCCUUACCAGCAGCCCCAAUGGACUUCUCUUCUACAAUGGGCAGAAAACUGAUGGCAAAGGAGACUUUGUGUCUCUUGCCCUGCACGAUGGACAUCUGGAAUACAGAUAUGAUCUAGGGAAAGGGGCAGCUGUCAUCAGGAGCAAGGAAAAGAUUCCCCUUAACACGUGGGUCAGUGUCACUGUGGAACGUAAUGGACGGAAGGGCCAGAUGCGUAUCAAUAACAAGGAACAGGUUACAGGAGAGUCACCGACCCCACACAAUGCAUUGAACCUGAAGGAGUCACUGUACGUUGGAGGAGCACUAGAUUUCAGCAAGCUAGCUCGAGCUGCUGCAAUAUCUACCAGCUUUGAAGGGUCAAUACAGAAGCUCACCAUCAAGGGCUUUCCGUUACUGAGAGAAGAAAAUAUUCUCAACGCCAUUGAAAUCUCCACAUUCCUUGGCCACCCAUGUACCCAGAAGCCAUACCCCUGCCAGAAUGGAGGACUGUGCAUCCCUAAGAAGGAGAGCUACGAGUGUGUGUGCCAGCGAGGCUUCUCUGGAGGGCAGUGUGAGAAAGCUACUAUUGAAAAGUCAGCUGGAAGCUCAGAAGCCGUGUCAUUUGAUGGAAAGACUUACCUAGAGUACCACAAAGUGACCAAAAAUGAGAAGGCGCUGCUGACCAAUGAAUUUGAGCUGAGCAUCAAGACUGAAGCCACUCAGGGUUUGAUCCUCUGGAGCGGAAAAGGCACGGAACGUUCAGAUUACAUUGCCCUUGCUGUGGUAGGGGGCUACGUUCAAAUGAUGUACGACCUUGGGUCGAAACCUGUCAUCCUCCGGUCUACGGUACCAGUUAACACCAACCAGUGGAUUCGCAUCAAAGCUCUAAGAAAUAACAGAGACGGCAUCUUACAAGUCGGCAAUGAGGCGCCAGUCUUUGGUUCAUCUCCUUUUGGAUCAAAACAUCUAGAUACUGAUGGAGCCUUAUGGUUGGGUGGCGUAGAAAAGCUGAGUGUCUCCUACAAGCUCCCCAAAGCAUACAGCACUGGCAUCACUGGGUGCAUGAAGGAUGUUCUCAUUGACCGGAAGGAGCUACACCUUGUGGAAGAUGCAGUGAAUAGUCCCCCUAUAUUAUACUGCUCAGCCAAAUAAUCUGAGACCUACUUACCUUCCUCCUUUCUGGCCUACCCCCUUUCCCUCCUCUCCCCACCCAUUCACUGCUGUAAUUAUUUUCUAUUUUUGUAAACUUAUUGCUUUUUAUAUUUUGUGUGUGGGGGGAGGAAGGAGAAGGCAGUGUCUGUAUCUGUGUGAAUGCGUUCAAAUACUGCAACCAGACCAAAAUCCAAUGGGGUGGGCACAAGGGUUACAUAAUGGAGAGGUUAGACAAACAUGCAGGUAAUAGAUGAGAACUGGGUGAACUCACAAGGGCCUUAUUCAAGUCAAAUCAGGGAUUACUGGGGAAGAUAAAAUAUGUUUUAUAUCGAAGUGAUAAAUUACUUUAAUAAUUGGGUUAGCUGGAUCUCCGCUAACCUGUCAUGAUGGUUGCAGCAUUUUGCCUUUGGAGUGUAUGAGUGCAUGCGUUUUGAGAUGUGUGAUGUGAUGCUGCUUCAGCUGUACCCACUCAAAAGUGAGAGAUACCUUUGUCAUGAGUUGGAUGACGUCGCUACUGCUGGCUGCUUUGCAUUCCCAAGACAAGUUAUUAUCUUAAGGAAAGAAGAGGAAAUAAGGGGUCUCUGUGGUAAUAAUGUGGCCUUCUUGUUAGAAUCAUGUUUUGUUUUGCAAGAAAACCCCCUUGCCCCUGAGCAUCUCUAUACCUCUUCCAUAUCAUUCUGCCCCCAUAGGGGGUCUAUUAUACAAACAUCCAGUCAUACAUUCCUUUUUUUUUUAUGGGUUUGACUUAUAUAGGACAACUCCUGUUGUACUUGUAGUGGCCAAAUCUAGGGGGGGGGGGGGGAGGACAA